Messenger RNA from Nasonia vitripennis (jewel wasp), 4976 nucleotides. RefSeq lists its product as uncharacterized. The coding region runs from base 393 to 4769 and encodes 1458 amino acids. Gene Ontology annotation, biological process: protein linear polyubiquitination; proteasome-mediated ubiquitin-dependent protein catabolic process. The record is from RefSeq and is a predicted model, not a curated record. NCBI's taxonomy places the organism in Eukaryota, Metazoa, Arthropoda, Insecta, Hymenoptera, Pteromalidae. Gene Ontology annotation, cellular component: LUBAC complex. Gene Ontology annotation, molecular function: ubiquitin-protein transferase activity; ubiquitin binding. The transcript is spliced from 9 exons.
AGUUUAUUUGCAAUCGCCGCCCGUCAACAUGUGACCGAACCGCGGACGAUCGGAUCGUCGUCGUCUUUCUCUCUCUCUCUCUCUCUCUCUCUCUCUCUCUCUCUCCUCGCAGUCGACGUUCCCCGGUAUUAGAGUCACCUCGUCUACCUUAUCCAGUCCAAGUGUACCAGCGGUAUUGCAUCUCUCCUCGUCGAUCGUCGAAGAUAUGCAGCGUUCUGGAAUAAGGAGUAGCUGAAGGCACACGCAUUACACACGCGCGCACGGAGUGAGCACACGGAGCGCCACCCGAGGUCUAAAUAAAGAAAACCGCCCGACGACUCGCGAAUGAGAAGUGCAUCUUGCGACGGCCGGAUAUGUGUGUGAGCGAGCGGCCGACGACGAGUUAGCGCGAAAUGGUCGAGCACAUGAGCGCUCUGCAGACACAACAGCAGUCCUUCGAUGGCGGCCGUCCGCAGCGCACCAGUUGGCACCAUCACCAUCACCCGGACUCAUCCGCGACUGCUGGCUCGCCGCAUCACCAGCACAGGUUCUCGCUGUUCAGGUGGUUCGUCAAGCGGCGCGACUCGACCUCCUCGGCCGACCGUCACCAGCACAGGCGGCGAUCCCACCGACAUCAGCUCUUCCGAAGGCACAAGCGACGCGGCUCGAGCUCCAGCUCCGGCAGCAGCUCCUCGAGCGUCGACACCUUCUACAGCACAGCGACCGUUCGCAGCUUCGCUUUUCACAGCGGAACCAAGAGGGACGCCGCGGACGCCCUGCUGAGGCAUCGGGAUUCCCGGUCCAACGGGCCCGCGGUAGGACCCUUUGCGCCCGGCGCGGUCAAGCUCGUCGAGAAGCAGCGCAGAGGCGAUGGUCUGCUGAAGAGGAGGGUUCAGGCGGCCACGUGCACGCUGCCCACGGCGUUCUCUCAGCGACAGGACAUCGAGACCAGGUACUCCCUGCACCCGGUGGUCAACAGCGCCUUCAUCUCCUACGACAGCAUACCCGCCGUUGGCCGCGGCCCCCGAGCCUUCGCCGAGGACAGAAGAACCGCCGCCAAUAACAAUAACCACAAGUUCAACGGGGACACCCUGACCUCGGAUUCCUCGCUGACGUCGAGCGCGCGGAGGGUGCACGUGAAGGGCAAACGAAGAGCGCCCGAUCCACCGACCGCCGCCAACGCCGAUGUGGUGCGCGUCAACCCCGCCGGUGGCAGACGCAAGCGCAGACCGGCGCCCAAACCUCCCGGAAACACCAACGCCACCACAACGCCUCAGUCCAGCAACCAGAACACACUGUCGUCAGAGGCGUCCGCGGCUGGUAUGGACUCGCUGCUGACUCUGAAAGUCACCGACUGUCCGAUCAUCAGUAACGACACGCUGGUGCUGCGCCGUGGCGUCCUACUGUCGAAGAAGAACGUGUGUGGAAGCCCCAAGUCCGAGCCCAGGACACCCGUGACUUUCGUUUACGGUGACUCGGACAGCGGAACCGCGGCGAGCACCACCGCCAGUACUCAGACCAAGGACAGUGGAAAGAACGGAGUGAAGCUGGGCUCCAUGAUGCCGAGGCCCUGGUACAAGCGCAACGUCUUCCACGAAUCCAGUGGUGGUUCCAGGGACUCUACCAGUACCAGACGAGGAGGUGGGGACUUCCUGAGGAGGCUACCAUCGCCCGUGCCUCCCGCGGACGCCAAGGACGAGAAUGCGUCACCGGCGUCAACGUCCUCAAGUCUGUCGUCAUCGUUCCCCUUCGAAGGUUCGCUGUCACGACUGGGUUUUUUCCAGCGUUCGGCGGACGACAAAAACAAGAAGGAGAACAAGCGCAAGUCGGGUGUGUCGAUUCUGACGAAUAUCAGCGAGCUGGACAAGGAGGCGGCUGCUAUUGUCCAGGAAGAGCAGGCGCGCAACCGUGCGUCAAUGAUCCUCCAAGCUGCCAGACUGGACGAGGACUUCGAGCGCCGUAUGGGCGCCAGCGAAGACAUGGUCCAGGAAAUCGUGAACUCCUCGAUGGAGAGCUCGCCGAGGAGGAGCACCAGAGCGCUGAUAUCUAAGUUCAACGCGAUAGGAGGCUCGAGUUUCUUCGGUCGGAAUAGCAGCUCCUCGCCCAAGGCCAAGGCCAAAAGGUUCAGCCAAGAGUGCGGAAACGAUCGAAGGGAGCACGACGACAGGGAUAGGGACCUGUCCAGGUACUUCCUGCCGUUGCAGACGCAGGCGGCGGCGCCGAAAAGAGAAUCGGCCGCGAUCUUCACGGAGGUGGUGCACUCGCCAAAAGCUCCUGUGAUCGCGCAAAUAAAACCGCUGUCGACGACAACGAUGACAACGACGACGACGACGACAACGCCAACUGUGAGUCAGAAUUCAAAAUUGGACAAGAGCAACGCCGAAUUUGCCAAGACUCUGGCGGCAGAGCUGGACGACGUGGCCACGGGGAUCGCGAAGCUGAGGCGCGAGCUCGAUGACAGACCUCGACUGACGGACGAGGACAAGUUGAAGAAGGAGAGGAGCCCUUCGCCGGUGGUUCUAAACAAGCCCAAUCAGAGAGACAAGGAACUGGCCAAGUUCAACCGGGAGUUCAGCAAGAUCUUCGACGAGAUCGAUCGACAGCUGAGGAGUAGAGACUCAAGGCCGGCCAACACGAGGAGCAGCUCAGGCAACCCCACUGAGACCUCGAUCUCGAACCAAGUGGCCAAAGUGCUGGACAUUCUGGUGAACGCGGAGAAAGACGCCGAGGCAGCGAAGAGCAUGUCCCCACCGCCCGGUAAAUCGACCAACACGUCGGUGGACUCGACGGAGAGCGCGAGCAGCAGCAGCAAGGAGACCGGUAGAACGAAGAGAAUCAGCGGCGUAGACGAUAAAACGACGAUGGAGCUGAAGGAAAUGCUGAAGGAGAUGAAGCACAGCUUGCCCAAGCGAUCCAAGCCCAAGCCCAAGAGAAGUCCCGAGAGAGACGACCCAGCUGAUACCGUUCAAACGAACAAACCGUCCACCUCGGGGAUCGGGCCGAAGCCGACCUCGACGAAGGUGUCCUCUGGAGUGCAGACCAGCGGCAACGUGCGGAGGAUCGUCACGGAGAUCGCGGCUAGCAAUCCUGCACCGGUCAGACCGAUGGACAGCGAGAAGAAGACAGCUCCCGGCAACGCGUAUCAGCUGAUCAAGGACACCGAGUUCGCGGAGAUCAAACGAGCGCGUCCAGAUAACACGUACGCAAAUGUGCACUGUACUGAAAAAGUUGAAUCGGUAAGAAUCGAUCCAAGAGGCGCCACUGGAGGGGUUGCCAAGGAUAUCGAUAAGCCGAGGUUGGAGAGGACGGGCAGCUCGAAAACCGAGAGGAGCGACGAAGGUGAAAAACUCGAGGAGAUAAAGAAGCAAUGCAUGAACACCCUGGCGGUAAAUCGAUUGCUGCGGAAACUGGAGGCGGCUAUCGCAUCGGGCCAUCACCAGCUAGCGGCUGGUCUGGCUAAAGAAUUGGCUCAGCUGAAGAUACACUGCUCGGUCGUGAGACAGCGAUCUAGUACCGCCAAGCGAAAGCUCAAUCUCAGCAUGUACAUAGAGGAUAAACAAGCACAUCAGGGGCCCAUACCACUACAGCUUCCCGCGAACAUGACGGUGGCGCAGCUGAAGGCCAAAAUUCAAAUUGAGUUCGAGAUACCGGCGAACGUGCAGCGCUGGAUUAUCGGCAAAAAUUUAGCUGACAAUGAUGAAUCGAGUCUCGAGGAGUUGCAAGCCGUUGAGGGAUCACCUGUAUUCUUGUAUUUAGUCGCGCCACCAGAUUUGCAGGAUAAAGAGGCGAUUAAAACGGAGAAGCGGGAGAAAGAAGAGCAAAAGAAGGAAGUGGAAGUGGCGGAGGUUGCAAUGAAUGAAAAGAAUGACGAGCAGGAGCUGAUUCACGAGAUAAAAGCGGAAAUUGAGCCUGGGCCAGAGCCCCAAGCUCAGCCCGAACCCGAAGCUGCGGGUACCGUGGAGGAAGCGAAAGCUGAGGCUAAAGUUGAAGAAGUGAAGGAGGAGAUUGAACUCACGAAAGAAGAGAAGCUGAAGCGCUACGAAGAGCUGAUGUCCCUCGAGAACUGUGACGUUAUCUUGAACACUGAGCCUAUCGAGUGUCCUGUUUGCUUUAUGAUUACCGUUCCCAACGAAGGUGUCAUACUGAGGGACUGUCUACACUCAUUUUGCAGAUUAUGCGUAGCCAAUACCGUGCGAUACUGUGAAGAGGCCGAGGUUAAGUGUCCUUACCGGGACGCAGAUUACACGUGCGAGUCGACUCUUCAGGAGCGCGAGAUCAAGGCCCUCGUCGCGCCCGAAGUCUACCAGCAGCACCUCGCCAAAUCCAUAGCUCAAGCGGAGAACAACGCCGGCAAGAACGCUUUCCACUGCAAAACACCCGACUGCCCAGGAUGGUGCAUUUACGACGACAACGUCAACAACUUCCUCUGUCCGGUCUGCAAGGUCAACAACUGUCUUACCUGCCAGGCCGUUCACAUGGGAAAGAAUUGCCGUCAGUACCAAGAAGAGCUUAAAUACUCAAAAGAAACCGACCACGAGUCCAAGCGAACAGCGGCGAUGCUCGAAGAGAUGGUCGAGCGUGGCGAAGCCCUACCCUGUCCCACUUGUGCAGUGGUUUUAAUGAAAAAAUGGGGCUGCGACUGGCUUCGUUGCUCUAUGUGCAAAACUGAAAUAUGCUGGGUGACUCGCGGUCCGCGCUGGGGCCCCGGAGGCAAAGGCGAUACUUCAGGUGGCUGCCGAUGCGGCGAGAACGGCGUCAAGUGUCAUCCGAAAUGCAAUUAUUGUCACUGAGAACGAGAGAGCUUAUUAUUGUUUCCAUCGGAUAAAGCGACCUUUAUCCGAUCGAGAGAAAAUAGCCAAGAUGUACAGACUAUAUCCAUAGAUGUUUUCAAUUAAUCAAGAAUCUCGAGUCAAACGCUAGUUGCGCGAGAGGAGAAAAUGUGAAAGAAUAACAGAGUGAUAAAAUAUAAUUAAUUAAGGGCCUAAUUUCAAUUUUAA